This is a messenger RNA of Batrachochytrium dendrobatidis JAM81, 906 nucleotides long. RefSeq lists its product as uncharacterized. The record is from RefSeq and is a predicted model, not a curated record. Lineage: Eukaryota; Fungi; Chytridiomycota; Chytridiomycetes; Rhizophydiales. The coding region runs from base 1 to 906 and encodes 301 amino acids. The transcript has 2 exons.
AUGAAGCGUGCGUCGUCCAAGAAAACCUCUGUUAAGCAUGCGUCGUCCAAGAAAACUCCUAUUAAGCGUCCUGUCCAAUACUGUAUUAUUCCAACCCCUACUCAAGACCCGACUACCACUGCCUCUACCUCGGUACCCACAUUGACAGGCAAUCGAUGGCAAGCCUCUGACUUUCUCCAAGCUAGCCUUUCCAAGCUAAAUAUUAUGCAGGAUAGGUACGGAGUAGACAAUCGAUAUUUUGUCAAUGACCCCGUUGUAAAGGGAAAUAUAGUCUUGAAAGUGGAUUACCCUGCUGGAAGCUAUAACCCUAGUGGUCCAAUUAUUGGUGGAACUGGGUUCUAUGCUCAACCAAUAGAUCUUAGCGCAGCAAAAACUACCAUGUUUCAAUAUGAUAUCUAUUUCCAACCUGGGUUUGAUUUUGUCAAGGGUGGCAAGUUGCCCGGUAUAUACGGUGGACAUUCUGGAUGCUCUGGUGGUCGCAAUUCACAAGACUGCUUUUCGUCUCGAUUCAUGUUUAGGACCGGGGGUGCUGGUGAAUCUUAUAUAUAUCUUCCAUUUGAUCAACAAGUACCUGGAUUCUGCAAAAUACCACCUAAAAGUGUCUGUAACCCAGAUUAUGGUACAUCUAUUGGCCGUGGAUCAUGGACAUUUCCCACAGGAGAAUGGGUCACUGUCAGUCAAACUAUCACUCUCAAUACUGUGGGUGUGGCUGACGGAUCUAUCACGGUAAAAGUUAAUGGCAGAACCGCGAUCCAGUUUAAUGAGAUUGUAUGGAUAACAGAUUCUAGCGUUGGAUUCCUUGGAAUUGAUUUCGAGACAUUCUUUGGUGGAAGCUCGAGUGAUUGGGCGACGCCUACUGAUCAGUACACUUUGUACAAAAACCUUAUCAUUCAAAGUCUUGACUGA